AUGGCUAGUAGCAAAUUCGGUGUCUUCACUCUCCUCUUCCUUUGUGUUUUCCUACUGGGAAGAAAUUAUGUUGAGUCUAAAGAAACCAAGUAUUGUACACAAGACUGUUUGCCUAAUGUGUGGUACAUGACUUGUCCAUCUUCGGGAAAUAAGAAGCUUUAUCCAUUAUGCAUCAACUGUUGCCGAACACCAAAGGGCUGCAAACUUUUCGGUCCAAAUGACUAUUUGAUAUUGUACUGGCCGAACGUAAUUGAUCACUUUGAGAAUUAUCAAAUGGGAUAUUACUUUACUUCUAUUAUAUCAUGGUUAUAA
Molecule: messenger RNA, 312 nt
Organism: Nicotiana tabacum (common tobacco)
Lineage: Eukaryota; Viridiplantae; Streptophyta; Magnoliopsida; Solanales; Solanaceae
Source: RefSeq, a predicted model, not a curated record